AAUACUUUCAAAGAUACAGUCUGUUAAAGCAACGUGGUUGGUCUGCAAUUAUAUUUGCGAUCUUGGGAAUGAUCAGUUUGAUCAAAAGAAAGAGGGCGUUGAUGUAUUCUCUUAAGAGGCAGCACUGAUGAAAUGAGCGCUCGGGAUCUUUCGCUGUCACAGGCAGUCUGUGUUUGUUGACACCGUCAUACAGGAGGACGACACAGAGGAAUUAAUGCGUAUUUAAACAGCAACACAGUCGUGUUGGAAAUACACUGAAGACGAAACAUGAAAGGCCUAGAAUACUUUAUUGCACUUUUAUUCUUUCCCAUGACAUUUGGUGUGGAUUUCCUUGUGGAACCAGGCUCGUUUAACGCGCACCGGGUGUAUGUGAAGUCUCCCGUAGCCGCCAGAAGUCUAUUCGGGACGGGACAGGAUGCAGAUAUUUCUCGUAUCCAUCACAUCCAGAAAAGGAGCGCAGAUGAUGGACCAGACUCCUGUAAUGGGUUGCAUGGAUUUGAGACCAAGUUGACUCGCAAUACGCACAACUUUACCUUUCUAGAUUACAGCCGAUCUGUAUCUCUGGCCUGGGUGGGGGAUGGGACUGGGGUAGUGCUGGCCCUGACAACAUUUCAUAUGCCAAUAGUCUUCCUGCGAUUCGGUCAGUCUAAUCUGUACAGAAGUGAAGACUAUGGAAAGUCGUUUAAGGAUGUCACAGAGCUUAUCAACAACACCUUCAUCAGCACUGACUUUGGGAUCAAUAUUGGUCCGGAAAACUCUGGCAAGGUGAUCCUCACGGGAGAUGCUUCCGGAGGCGGUGGUGCCAGAAUUUUCCGUUCAAGAGAUUUUGGCAAGAGUUUCAUCCACACAGAAUUGCCCUUCCAACCGCUAAUGCAGAUAAUGUACAACCCUCAAAACUCAGAUGUUCUUGCAGCCAUCAGCGACACACAUGAUCUCUGGAUCUCUAAAGACUUUGGUAAAAAAUGGAAGAAGAUCCAUGAGAUGGUGUGUGUGGUCAACUGGGCAAUGGAUACUCUGUUCUUUUCCACCAACCUUAACGGAUCCUGCUAUGAUAAAGGGGCGCUGGUGCUGAGAAAGUCAGCUGACCUUGGUGUUAACAUUAAGACAGUCGCUGAAAGGAUCUACUCCUUUGGGAUCGGCGGACGCUUCCUGUUUGCAUCAGUUAUGGCUGGAUCAGGAAACGCAAUGCUGUCAGCGUCUGAGGACAUGAUACGGGCAAUUCAUGUGUCGGUAGACAAAGGUGAGACGUGGAACAUGGCACAACUUCCUCCUGUCGGCCAUGAGCAGUUUUAUUCAAUACUGGCAGCCAAUGAUGAAAUGGUCUUCAUGCAUGUAGAUGAACCAGGAGACACUGGGUUUGGCACCAUCUAUGUAUCAGAUGACAGAGGCACUGUGUAUUCCAAGUCUCUAGAACGCCAUCUGUAUACGACCCCAGGGGGCGAGACCGAUUUCACGAACGUCACUUCCCUCAGAGGAGUCUUCACUACUAGUGUGCUGCUUGAAGAUGGCUCAGCACAGACAGUAAUAUCGUUUGAUCAGGGAGGUGAAUGGGUUCCUUUGAAGAAACCGGAGAACACAAAGUGCGAUUCAACAGCCAAAGAUCCAGAAAGGUGUAGCCUGCAUAUUCAUGCCUCCUACAGCACCUCAAUGAAGCUGCAAGUUCCCAUGCUGCCUCUGAGUGAACCUAAUGCUGUGGGACUUAUAUUGGCUCAUGGCAGUGUAGGCGACGCAAUCUCAAUGUUGACUCCUGAUGUGUACGUGUCUGAUGAUGGAGGCUACACCUGGCUGCAGGCUCUGAAAGGGCCGCACCAUUAUGCCAUCCUGGACUCAGGAGGCCUGCUGGUGGCCGUGGAGCACAACGAAGCCAAACCCAUCUCUGAGAUUAAGUUCUCCACUGAUGAAGGGCAAUGCUGGCAUGUUUAUAAGUUCACCCAGACUCCGGUGUACUUCACAGGGCUGGCCUCAGAGCCCGGUGCCCACUCGUUGAAUGUCAGUCUGUGGGGUUAUGAAGAUGCUCUGAUCAGCCACUGGGUAACUUACACCAUUGACUUUAAAGACCUGCUGACACGUACCUGCCAGGAGAAUGAUUACGUUCAGUGGCUGGCACACUCAGAUGACAUCAGCGACCCAGACGAUGGCUGCAUGCUGGGUUAUAAGGAACGUUUCCUGCGUGUGAGAAAGGACUCGGUGUGUUGGAUUGGCAGAGAUUACAUAGUCACAAAACAGCCCACGCCGUGCGCGUGUACACUGGAUGACUUCCUGUGUGACUUUGGAUAUUACCGUAAAGAGAACAGCUCUGAAUGUAUUGAACAGGCUGAUCUCAAAGGCCACGAUCUGGAGAUCUGCAUCCAUGGGAAAUGGGAACAGCUACAGACACAUGGGUACCGAAAGAUUCCAGGUGAUAAAUGUGAAGGAGGGAAAGAACCAGAAAGAAGGGUGAUUGACCUGAGCACGAGAUGCGUUAGCAACCUGCUGGAUCCUCAGAUGCUGACAGAUAAAUCUAACUCACAUAGCUCGGCGCCCAUCGUCGCGAUCGUCGUAGCCAUCCUGCUGACCGCUGUAGUGUUAGGAGCUCUGUUUGUAAAGAAGUACCUCUGUGGUGGAAGGUUCCUUGUACACAGAUACUCUGUUUUACAACAUAAUGUGGAAGCCAACGGCAUAGAUGAACCACUGGACACUGAUGUUGCUGGAGCUCCCAAUUAUGAUUUCCAUGAUGACUCAGAUGAGGACCUACUUGAGUAGAGAGCAUUAGGUGAGCAGAAGACGCUGCGUUUCCUGUCAUUCAGGCAUUACUGCUGCUUUCUCUUAUCUUCCUGAAGCACAAACCAGCUGUCGGCUUUCUCAGACAUAUAACGUCAUGCACUUCCUUGCUUCUCGACCAAUGGGAGGGGAACCUGGUUGCUUCUCCACCAAUAGGAAGCUGUUCUCAUGAUAAAAGAGGCUUUUGAAUGUAACGCUCCUGAAAGCAGUGAAGAAGGGUUUAAAUACUGUUUGUAGGAGUUUCAGUUCUUGCUUUUGACAUUGGGGUCCUCUGGGCGCGAUUUUUGUUUGAUGAGACGCUUGUCAAUGGGGUACUUGUAAAAUACUUGCUUUCUUUUUAUGUACAGAUGCCCUUGUGUGAGAGCUAGAGGUAUUAUUUAUCCUCAUGGCGAUAUCAGAUUUUUAUUUCAGCAGAAAUUUUAUUUAGCGACACGAUACAAUGAGUCAUAUCACACGUACGUGAUGCAAGCGUCCCAGGUUUGAAUACUGUGCUACUGAACAUAGACUGUGUUUAUCACUAGAAUGUGAUCAUAACUGCUGUCAAUGUCCACUUUGCUGCGUAAUUAGUAAUGAGGUGCACUAAAGAAUAUAGCAAUAAAAUGCUGAGAAACAGUCUAUAUAUUUGGCUUCACAAACAGGGAAAUAUGUAUAAUUUUAAAUUUAUGAGCAUUACUUUCGUGAAACUGUGUAGCUAUGUUUUAGGCUGUGAGCUUAAUAAAGGGGGAAUGUGAUAAUUGGGCAAAUAACUGUAAAACAUGGAGAUAAAUUUCACAUAAUACACAAUUAAUUUGUGCGCUACCGUCACACUUGAAAUAAAGUGAUUUCUGCGAUGGUUAGGAAAAAUGUUGUAAUAAAUGUUUAUAUGAAACAAGCAAUGAUGCAAAUGCAUGUAAAAUAUAAUACAGGUGUAGUUUAUAUACAAACUUGCACACUUUGCCAGAAUCAAAUGUUGUAGUUCAGUAGUUUUGUUAGCUUUCAACAUUUGUGCCAUUUCUUGGUUCUCGUCUUGACAGCAGGAAACCCCAUGUUAUCAAGCAGUAAAAAAGUGUGACUCUUUUUUUUUUUUUAACCAUUGCGCACAUAAACGCAUAAAACUUGACUAAGUGACAAAACAUUAGCCGCAAUAAUUUUGCAUGUGUGUGCAGCAAAAUCCAGUGAGGUGAAAACAGUUCCAGUGGUCUGAAGUCAUUGACCAUGUGAUUUAAUUUUGAAUAUUCAAAUGCAAUAGAGAAAUUUAGCACGUUUCCAUGGGUAUUUCCUGUUUGCAUAGAUGUUUGAUGUCCGAUGCUGUGAAUUUUCUAUUAAGUGUGUAUUUAAAAAUUAGUUGUACAGAUAAUUUGGAGCCAUUUUUGGAGACAUACCUAAACAAAAUUCUCCUAUUUUCUUAAAAUAAGACCAUCUCCAUUGCAAAGACUCAGAUUAUGAGUUACAUAGUGUUUAAUAGAUAUACAAUCCUCGUGUAUGUUUUGAUUCAAGUGCCUAGCAUGAAGGCAUAGCUUAUGCCUUCCAAUGAAAUGUAAUGUCAUCUUAAGUAAGAGAACAAUCACUUAUUAUUUGUGUGAACUUUUUAUACAACAAAAUAACAAUUAUGCCCUCAAAUGACUUAAUUCUUGUUCCUAAACUGAGUUGCUCUCCAUGCUUGGGGUAGUAAAAGAUGCAGUGCAAAUGAAAUUUUAAAUUAUAUGAUUUCCAUUAUAACAGUGAUUUUAUUUAUGAGAGGAGUUGUACUUUUCUUGCUGAGCAAAAUCAAUGUAUAUAACAGUUGUGAAGCUCUGUACAUAUACGGCAAUUCCGACUUUGUAUGUUUUAUUUUUGCUUUGUAUAUUUGGAACAGAACUGUAUGUUUGAGAAAUAAAUUGAUUUGUCCCACUGA
Carassius gibelio (silver crucian carp) is the source of this 4633-nucleotide messenger RNA. RefSeq names its product sortilin 1b (gene sort1b). Gene Ontology annotation, biological process: endocytosis; Golgi to endosome transport; vesicle organization. The record is from RefSeq and is a predicted model, not a curated record. NCBI's taxonomy places the organism in Eukaryota, Metazoa, Chordata, Actinopteri, Cypriniformes, Cyprinidae. The transcript is spliced from 20 exons. Gene Ontology annotation, cellular component: membrane; Golgi apparatus. Bases 268 to 2742 code for a protein of 824 amino acids. Gene Ontology annotation, molecular function: protein binding.